AUGGCACCAAAGAAGAUUGAACCAAAGAAACCAGAGCCUAAAAAGCCAGAGCCGAAGAAAGAGGCAGCCCCAGCUGCUAAGCCAGCCCCAGCUCCGGAGCCGCUGCCUGAGCCACCCAAGGAACCAGAGUUUGACCCCAAGAGCAUCACUCUUGAGUACUCAGCCGACCAGAUUGAGGAGUUCAAGGAGGCGUUCAACCUGUUUGACCGCACACCAACCGGGGAGAUGAAAAUCACAUACGCUCAGUGUGGAGAUGUGAUGCGCGCCUUGGGACAGAACCCCACCAACGCAGAUGUGCUCAAAGUGCUCGGGAAACCACGUCCAGAGGACAUGAGCAGCAAAAUGGUGGAUUUUGAGACCUUCCUGCCAAUGCUGCAACACAUCUCUCGUGCGAAAGAUCAGGGCAACUUUGAGGAUUUUGUGGAGGGGCUGAGGGUUUUCGACAAAGAAGGCAAUGGCACCAUCAUGGGAGCGGAGCUGCGCCAUGUCCUCGCAACACUGGGAGAGAGGAUGACUGAAGACGAGGUGGACAGACUGAUGGCUGGACAAGAAGAUGCCAACGGGUGUAUCAACUACGCCUCCUUUGUUAAGCACAUUCUCUCAGGCUGA
This is a messenger RNA of Xyrichtys novacula (pearly razorfish), 609 nucleotides long. The record is from the annotation of a GenBank genome assembly. NCBI's taxonomy places the organism in Eukaryota, Metazoa, Chordata, Actinopteri, Labriformes, Labridae.